UUUGAUAGGUGGAAAGAAAAAGAAAAGGAGAAACUAGUUGAUGAAAUGGAAAAAGUCAAGAUGUUUAGGAAGCAAUUUAAAGAACCGACUUCAGCAUUAGAAUAUCAACCGCGGGAAACCCAGAAGUCCUAUAUGCAGAUCAAGUCCAACACAGGCACAGUAAAAGAUGCGCACGAAUCUAAAGAAGACUGCUCUCCACAUUCCCAGGAUUUCCAGAAUGUCACGCAGCUUCCUGAUAGUCAGGAAAGCAAGUGGACAGCAUGAAUUCCAGCUAUUCAUCAAGAACACAAGAAAGAGAAGGAUCGGCUCAUGUCACAUAUAGAGAAACUUCAAACCUCAAAUAGAUGAUCUAAAUGCAAGCGACGUUGUCUACAAGAAAACGAUAGAAGAGCUAGGGCAGAGAAUCCAGGAGCAGAAGGAACUGAUUCUAACUCAGAGACAGCAGAUUAAAGAGUGUACCUGUCGUCCAUUAAACGGUGUCCGUGAACCCAAAGGAACUCCUGUAGCCUAUGAAUGCCCCAGCCCUGCACACUUCGGAAACUAAAUCAAGUCUGCCGGUGGCACAUGAACAGACAUUCUCGUCGCACAUACUGGAACCAACAGAAGAACUUUCAGAGGAAGAAAAAGGAAGGGAAAAUGAACAGAAAUUAAAUAACAAAAUACAUUUAAGGAAAGCUUUGAAGAGUAACUCCUCCCUCACUAAGGGACUAAGAACAAUGGUGGAGCAGAACUUGAUGGAGAAACCGGAAACCUUGGGGAUUAAUGCAGACAUACACGGUAUUUCAAGUGACCCACUGCAGAGAGCACUAAAAAGUGUGGAAUCAGAAGGACAUAAGCAAGAAAGAGAAAUACCUAACUUUCAUCAAAUUCGAGAAUUCCUUAAACAUCAAGUCAGCUGUAAAAUCGAGGAGAAAGCACUGCUGUCUUCAGAUAAGUACAAUGUUUCUCAAAUGGAUACCCUUUCAACUGGAGAAGUACCCAGAAUGAUACAACCUCCUCCCAAAGACAGACAACUGGUUAGACAAAGAGCUGUUUCUACUGAUAGGACAUCUGUUUCAAAAAUUACGAAACAUAUCAUGAAAGAUCAUUUUCCCAGAAAGUCUUCAACUAUUACGACCCCUCCCUUUAGUUCGGAGGAGGAGCAGGAGGACGACGACCUCAUCCGGGUAUACGCAUCCCCAGGCCCACUUCCUGUGCCACCAUCGCAAAGCAAGGGCAGCUGUGGGAAGAAUGCAGUCAAAGGUGACACGGACGGGACCGAGGGAAGCGAAAUCGAGGACACUGAUGAUUCUCUCAAGCCCGCAGGAGCCUCCAUUAAAACACCAACUGAAAAAGUUGAAAAGAUGUUUUCACAUCGCAAAAAUGUGAAUAGACCAGUUGGUGGAAUUAAUGUUCCUGAGAUGUUUAUCAAAAAUGAAGAAUUACAAGAACUAAAGUUUGCAGAUGUGGAGGAUGAAGACUGGGACGUAUCAUCCCUAGAGGAAGAGACAUCUUUGGGGAAAGAUCUGGGAAAGAACAGAAGGAAUUCACCUGUGAAAAAUAAACAUUUUCCUCAUGUGCUAAAUGCCUGGGGCGAAUUUAAUCCUAAGGGGCCAAAGGGAGAAGGACUUCAAGAUAAUGAAUCCAGCACAUUAAAGAGCAGCUUAGUAACCAUGACUGAUUGGAGUGACACUCCAGAUGUCUAAUUCCGCAUUUCAGAAGAUUCUUCCAGAAGCCAGCAGUAUUUCGGUAUGACAGUGUUUCAAUAACUUGCCUCCAUGACUCCAGUGCUUCUGCCCUGCCGUGUUCCCCACAGCAACACAGGGUCUGAUGCAAAGAACAACGGUCUCUUUAAUGUCACCUGAUACAGUAUUGAAAAUCAGAUCCUCAACAGUGUUUUGAAGUGCCUACAGGUGUUUAAGACUUCUGCUGCUUAAAAAUAACAUGUCAUGGAAGUCAUAAAAAGUUUUUUCUUUAGAACAGUACUCUAGUGUUAAGUGUAUUUGUUUCCAACUAUUUUUUAAGUGAUUUUUUUUUUAAGGUUACAACAGGUUUUGGUUUGUUACUAAAACUUUUUUUUUUUUUGAGACCGAGUUUCAUUGUUGUUACCCA
Callithrix jacchus (white-tufted-ear marmoset) is the source of this 2091-nucleotide messenger RNA. The record is from RefSeq and is a predicted model, not a curated record. Lineage: Eukaryota; Metazoa; Chordata; Mammalia; Primates; Cebidae.